Molecule: messenger RNA, 363 nt
Organism: Hypoxylon fragiforme
Lineage: Eukaryota; Fungi; Ascomycota; Sordariomycetes; Xylariales; Hypoxylaceae
Exons: 2
Coding region: 1-363 (120 amino acids)
Source: RefSeq, a predicted model, not a curated record
AUGGCCGCAGCAUACCAAACAGACGCCCCUCAUUUUACGAACACCUUUACUACCAACGAGCAACCGCUUGAAAGGCAAAGAACGGGCUCAAGAGACUACUCCAACACAGCCGAAUGGGACGCCUCCAAAACGCCCCCCUCCCGCUUCCAAAAGCGCAAGGGCAGCAUCUACGCCACGCCGCCAUCUCGCGACGGCCACGUCGAGCGCAACCGCGACGCCGUCGAGGAGUUCCACCGCGCCCACUCUAAGCGCUGGUCCCUCAGCUCUUCUGGGUCUAGCCGUCGCGGCAGCGUCGGUGUCACUGCCCCUUCCACCAGCAACAGUAAAGCAGAUGAGCAGCAGAAGCGCAAAGCGAGCCAAUAG